GAAACAUGUAACUCACAGUGGUAAAACAUGGCUCAUUGAUACCGCGGUUUACUGACUCAUUCCAGGGAUCAACUGAAGCGAUGGUUGGCCACCUUGUGCUGCGUUCUGUCUUGACAUCGCGAUGUUCUCAGGAAGAAACAGAAAACAAUAAUAAUACUUUAGCUCCAGCCAUCAUAUAAAACAGCUGGUUUCCGAUGGUCUGCGAUCAGACGAUUUCCGUUAUUGCAGAAGAACCAAGGAAAGAAAAAAAGAGAAAAAAACCCUGCAAUAUUGGUUUAUCAUUGCAUUGGAUUCCCCGACAGACGAGCCAGUCCAUGAAUAGUGACGUUUGGAGAGUCAUCGGUGAGGAAUGGAAAAACAGUCGUUGUAGCCAGCUGCUUCUAUGACCUCCACCCACACUGUCGAAGAUCGUUGGCUUGUCAUUGAAGAAUCCAACAACAACAAAAGGCUGUUGUGUGUAACCAGUUUUAGUUGACCACGAUCUACCAUGGAUGUAUUUAAUGACUACGAAAUGCUGUACAACGCCAGUGUCGACCAUGUUGGCAAUGAUUCCGCCAACACUACAUCUUCACACGACACGGCGGUCGGAGCCACGAUUAUCUCCCCUAUCACCAUGUUUCUGGCUGGAGUCAUCGGCAACCUUCUGGCGCUGGUGGUUCUGUAUCGCACGAAGACUGAAAUCAGACGUAUGAUGUUUUACACGCUGGUGGCCGGACUUGCAAUAACUGACCUGGCUGGGAUCAUCCUCACGUCCCCGGUCACCAUAUCGGCUUACAUAAACCAGCGGCGGAUGCCUGGGGGUGACGGGCUCUGCACCUUCAACGCUUUCAUCAUGGUGUGCUUUGGCCUGUCCACGCCUCUCAUAGUGUGCGCCAUGGCGGUGGAGAGAUUCCUGGCCAUCAAGUGUACUUACUUCUAUUCCAAACACUGCACUCCGAACAAUGCCAGAAUCACUAUCGUCCUCCUGUGGAUGUUCGUCUUCCUGUUCGGUGCCCUGCCGCUGUUCGGUUUCGGUCAGUAUUCGCUGCAGUAUCCUCACACGUGGUGCUUCCUCAACUUCAGGACUCCGCACCCCGUGAACGCUGCCUACGGAUACAUGUACGCCGGGGUCAACCUCUGCAUCGUGGUGCUGAUGACCGUCUGCAACGUCGUCGUCAUGCUGUCUCUGCUGCGCGUGCGCUACCUGCGGCGCGAGCAGGGUCGCAACAGCCUGUCCGGGAACCUGCUGCAGGACAGCGUGGACGAGAGCCGGAUGUUGAGGGCGCGUGCGCGGAAGCAGAAGCAGCACGAUGUGGAGAUGCAGAUGGUCGUCCUCAUGUGUGUGAUCACCACGACGUUCGCCGUCUGCUGGGCGCCACUCAUGAUCUAUAUAACAAUCACCCUGGCAACAGGAGCGUCGAAUCCCGUUUUUGGUUUGGUGGCUGUGCGCCUGGCUAGCUUGAACCAGACACUGGAUCCAUGGCUGUACAUUCUUCUACGGAAAGCAUUCUUGAAGAGGAUCAAAUGUAAAGUACAGAAAUUCUUCUGUCCCGUGGCACCCGUGAAGGAGUUCUCGGAAUGCAAGUGUAGAGAAUACGUCCACGUGAGAAACCAGCUGUUCCACAGGAACGUGUACGUCGGCAACAAGUCUGAUCCCCAGGAUCAGAGCAGCAGUCAGAACACACGUCGAUCGCCGUGCCAGCCAUUCCAGGAGAACCAGCAGGUCUCCCUUCCGGAUGUCAUGAAGGACACGGAUACGGGAAAAGCCGAGUCCUUACCGGACGUGACGAAACCGAGGAGUUCCGAAGUUAACAAUGCCUUCAAUAUGUCGUCGAGUUCGGACGUAGACGUGGUCGAAUCUCCCGAUGGUAUUUACGUGGACAUAUUCAAACUUGUGCCUCCCAUUAUAGUUAAUCCAGACGACCAGAGUUCUGGUAGGACGAGUGAGGAGUGUUUUAAAACGGACGAGACGUCGGGAGUUGUUCAGUCCGGUAAUGGCGGAACUGGCGUUGUUAUUAAAAACAUGGCGUUCGUGGAAUCGUCUACGUCUGGUGUGUUUAGCCUGACCAGGAGUGGUCAGAAUGAAACAGUCGGUGAAGUGACUCAACAUUCAGAUAUAACACCGGUUAAUCCUGUUACGAAACUGACCACGCGGCGCACCAAAUCCUACACGUAGUGACGUAACGACCUUCUCAUCAAAAACAACGCUGAUAAACUGUGAUAUGUGCUUAGCAGCCUGCUUAUGCGUUGUGUGGAAUAUUUCAUGUAGUCUCUCCUCCCACCCACCUUCCAAAAUAACCCAACCCAAUUUAUGAUCGACGCUAUAUAUAUUUUUAAUUGUAUGUUCGUAUGUGCUCAAUUUAUGCUACGGACGUUUUUUUCUGGGUGGGGGUCUUGGCACAGGCAUGUGUGUAUGUUAUAUUAUUGAUAUUGCUAAAAACGUCGAUAUUCAAUAGGAAAGAUUAUUUAUGAAGAGGAAAAAACUUAACUUGCUUAUUUUGUAUGGGGUGUAUAUUUUGUCUUAAAGGCACUGAUCGUAGAUAUUAUUUUAUCUAAAAUAUGUUCCACCAUUAUAGCUUUUCUACUGUUAAAUAACACAUCACUUACUUCUGACGUAAAUGAUUAAUUUUGCCAUAUCCAAUGUGUUUUUGGUCGUCUGGUGUCAGUGUCUUUAAUUUUGUAAUAGAUACGGUGUUUGCUGAACUGUUCUUAUUUUGAAGGUGUUGUUGGAUUUGUUGUAUGUAAGACACCAACGAAACAAGACUAUCACUUGAGAGCAAUUCUAGAAGAACAAAUUCUGCUGAUUUAUAUUUCUAUACUGAUUUUGUUUUAAUUAAUCGUUAAUUACUCCAUGUUUCUAUUGUAAUAAGAUUUUUUAAUAUGGUUGGUUAUACCCGGAUCAAAAGAUCAAAAUGAAGCUAGAUCCAGAUCUUGGACGGAGGAGCCGAGCGAGGCCGGCACCUGUGCCCAGGACAGGCAUGCGUUACAACAGCUUGUUCUGAAUGUGCACGUUAAACACACUGGUCUGACCUGACCUACAUUAG
This is a messenger RNA of Gigantopelta aegis, 3023 nucleotides long. Its product is annotated as prostaglandin E2 receptor EP4 subtype-like. Gene Ontology annotation, cellular component: plasma membrane. Gene Ontology annotation, biological process: positive regulation of cytosolic calcium ion concentration; inflammatory response; adenylate cyclase-activating G protein-coupled receptor signaling pathway. Gene Ontology annotation, molecular function: prostaglandin E receptor activity. The coding region runs from base 488 to 2155 and encodes 555 amino acids. The record is from RefSeq and is a predicted model, not a curated record. The transcript has 5 exons. Lineage: Eukaryota; Metazoa; Mollusca; Gastropoda; Neomphalida; Peltospiridae.